Messenger RNA from Cebus imitator (Panamanian white-faced capuchin), 533 nucleotides. Its product is annotated as NADH dehydrogenase [ubiquinone] 1 beta subcomplex subunit 6-like. NCBI's taxonomy places the organism in Eukaryota, Metazoa, Chordata, Mammalia, Primates, Cebidae. The coding region runs from base 28 to 414 and encodes 128 amino acids. The transcript has a single exon. The record is from RefSeq and is a predicted model, not a curated record. Gene Ontology annotation, biological process: mitochondrial electron transport, NADH to ubiquinone; mitochondrial ATP synthesis coupled electron transport.
UCCAUUUGCCUUGAUACCAGCGGCGACAUGUCGGGGUAUACUCCGGAUGAGAAACUGCGGCAGCAGCAGCUGCGAGCGCUGAGAAGGCAAUGGCUAAAGGACCAGGAGCUGAGCCCUCGGGAACCGGUGCUGCCCCCAGAGGCGAAGUGGCCUAUGGACAUAUUCUGGGAUAAGUUUUUGGCAAAUAAGUCCCCUUGGAGGAACAUGGUCUAUAAGGUAUACCGAAAGAGUAUGUUUUUUUUUACUUGUGUACUUAUACCUGCCUGGAUUGUUCAUUAUUACGUGAAAUAUCAUGUGGCUACAAAACCAUAUGCCAUCGUUCACUCAAAGCCCAGAAUAUUCCCAGGUGAUACAAUUGUGGAGACUGGAGAAGUAAUUCCACCAAUGAAAGAAUUUCCUGAUCAACAUCAUUAAAGAUUAUAUAAAAAUUUAAAAGGCUUAUGAGCCUAAGUUUGUUCCUACAUUACCAUAUUUACCGAAUUUUCUGGAAGAGUGACUUAAUAAAGUUUAAUCUCAGAAAAAAAAAAUAAAAA